AUGGACGUAUUUAAAAUUGAUCAAACGUUAAGUGGGAAUCUUGGUAGUGCACCAUCCCCGGAUAAAAUUACACCAGAAGUAUCAUUUGAUGCUGGCUCAGAAUUUAAUUUGAGUUUUUUUGAUCAACCAACAGAAGAUAGUAGCACACAAGGAUUUAGCGAUCCUGGAUCGGUUGGUUCUGCAUCGGCUAGUUCACCACCACCACAACAGUUACAGCAUUUACAUUUAACACCUGGUGGGAGUUCAUCAUCGUCUGUAUCAUCACCAGGUGGUCCUGCAAGUGCUUUACUCUUGCAACCUGGUGCUAGUUCUUCUACAUCCCAAAUUGGGAUUAAGCAAGAACAACAUUAUGCUGCAGCGGAUUCAAACAGUUCUACUCCGACCAAAUCAUUCGUCCCGUGUAAAGUGUGUGGCGAUAAAGCUUCAGGAUAUCAUUACGGUGUUACUUCCUGUGAGGGAUGCAAGGGUUUCUUUCGCAGAAGUAUACAGAAACAGAUCGAAUAUAGAUGUUUACGUGACGGCAAAUGUUUAGUGAUCAGAUUAAAUAGGAAUCGGUGUCAAUAUUGUCGUUUUAAAAAGUGUUUAGCGGUGGGAAUGUCAAGGGAUUCCGUGAGAUACGGAAGAGUACCAAAACGAUCCCGAGAACGUAGCUCAGACGAAAUGUCGCGUGUGACAACAACCGAUGCUGAUCAAUCCGAUGCUGAAACAAAACAAUUAGCUGUGUAUGAUAUAAUAUUAAGUGUGUCACAAGCACAUCAUGCAAAUUGUGGUUACACUGAAGAGCAAACACGUGGACUAAUACAAAAACCGUUAACAUUACCACCGCCUGUAUCACCGAAGGGACAAGACGUUGCCACAUCAACAGCUGAAUCAAUGGAAUAUGAACGAAUAUGGCUUUGGCAACAAUUUGCAUCACAAAUUACACCUAGUGUACAACGAGUUGUGGAAUUUGCAAAACGUGUACCUGGCUUUUGUGAAUUGAGUCAAGAUGAUCAAUUAAUUUUGAUAAAAGUAGGAUUUUUUGAAAUAUGGUUAACGCAUGUUUCAAGGCUCACUAGUGAUACAAUACUCAUGUUUGACGACGGGGUAUCCGUUACACGAGAACAAAUUGAACUCAUGUACGAUAUCGAUUUCGUGUCAACUUUAUUUCAUUUUACGGGAUCUUUCAACGCUUUAGCACUAAAUGAUACAGAAUUAGGAUUGUUCAGUGCCGUUGUGUUGUUAACAGCAGAUAGGCCUGGCGUAACUGAUGUCAAAUCAAUUGAACACAAUCAAGACAGGCUGAUUGAAGCUUUAAAAGUACAGGUUGGACGUAAUCACGCAAAUGAACCACAAUUGUUUUCAAGUUUAUUAAUGAAAUUACCUGAACUACGUAAUUUGGGUGCAAAACAUUCAGCUCACUUGGAUUGGUUUCGAAUAAACUGGGUGAAAUUGAAACUACCACCAUUGUUUGCUGAAAUAUUUGAUAUUCCGAAAUGUGAAGAUGAUUUACAGUGA
Messenger RNA from Chrysoperla carnea, 1497 nucleotides. RefSeq names its product ecdysone-induced protein 78C (gene Eip78C). Gene Ontology annotation, biological process: regulation of DNA-templated transcription. Lineage: Eukaryota; Metazoa; Arthropoda; Insecta; Neuroptera; Chrysopidae. Bases 1 to 1497 code for a protein of 498 amino acids. The record is from RefSeq and is a predicted model, not a curated record. Gene Ontology annotation, molecular function: zinc ion binding; sequence-specific DNA binding; nuclear receptor activity. The transcript is spliced from 6 exons.